Molecule: messenger RNA, 675 nt
Organism: Galeopterus variegatus (Sunda flying lemur)
Lineage: Eukaryota; Metazoa; Chordata; Mammalia; Dermoptera; Cynocephalidae
Gene: TPD52L3
Product: tumor protein D52-like 3
Exons: 1
Cellular component (GO): cytoplasm
Source: RefSeq, a predicted model, not a curated record
AUGGAUCCACCCUGCCUAGAGUCCAACCCCACUAGCCAAGGGUCUGAGCCCACGGACCUAGAUUUAGACUCUGCCGGCCAAGAUUAUUUCUCCGCCGACCAGGAAUUCGACUCUCUUUACCAAGAAUUGGACCUGGACUCCCUUAACGAAGAUCUUCUUUCCCAGGCCAUGCCAGAUGCUAUGGCAGAGACCUCUGUGAGCACGUAUGAGUCCCACCCGACUUGUGAACCAGAGUAUCUGACAGUCGCAGAGCGAAUGGAGCUCAAAUCCGAGCUCUCUAAAUUACAGGCGGAAAUCAUAGCCCUACGCCACACCCUGGCAGCCAAAGAGAGACGCUGCGGGGAGCUCCAGAGGAAGUAGGGCUUCACGGCCUUGGUGGGGCUGAGGCAGAAUCUGUCCAAGAACUGGCAUGAUGUUCAGGUCUCCAACGCCUACGAGAAACGGAAGACGUCAGCUGCCCUGUCCACCAUGGGCUCUGCCAUCUGCAGGAAGCUUGGAGACAUGAAGAAGUCGACCACAUUCAGGUCUCUUGAAGGUCUGAUGGGAACAAUCAAAUCCAGAGUCGCAGGUGGCAGACAGCUUGACAGUGACUGCCUUCCUUCUUUGGCAGGGAGUGGGGGUGAUCCGCUCCCAGUUUUGGGGAGUGGGGAUGAUCCAGGGAGGGAGUGGGAAUGA